UGGCGUAUGGGCGGCCACCAUAUACGUGUUGCGUGUGUUGCGCGUGUUCUGAUAGCAUGUUGUGCUCCCUCCCUUGACGUAGAUGCGUUCAAGACAACAACAGUGAACGAGCAGAACUUGAAUUAAUACGAGAACUGGAAAUAAUACCCAACUACUGGGUGAAUUUGGUUUUCUGAUCAUAGAUUUCCAACUGAAACAACAAAAACUUGAAAAAGUAAUCCAGAGUGCCAUCAAAAGAUGCCCCGGAAAAAGAGAUCUGCCAACAGGCCAGUUUCCCCUCCCCCUGCAAGACGGGGCUCCUUUCAGGCAUGCAGUGAGGACGCGUUCGCAGCACCCACAAAGAAGUUGGAAAAGGAUAGACAAAAAUCCUCAAAUGGCCGAAGUCGGACCGACUCAUCACCAGACGUCGAGACUGCAACCUGUAGCAAUCCACGGAAUGACAGAGCAGACUCAGCCAGACGACAGGACCAAGCAAAAACACCACAUGUUGAGUCUACAGCCAAGAGUGGUUUUCAUGAAGUACCCCUUAACAGGCCCACUGCAACAGCAUCAGGUUCUUCUAUAAGUGGCAAGUCAAUGUCUACCCAGUUCAGAGAAAAGGGCAACAUAAUGUACCAAAAGGCCCUGCAGGAUGGCAUAGCACCAAUCAUAAAAAGGUCAAGGCUAGACGAUGCCUUACAGCUCUACACCAGGGCUGCAAACUUGGCUGAUGGUCCUGCGAAACAAGCAGAUUGGUCAUCUGCCACCAAGAACUGUGGCAUGGCCACAAAACGAAUGGCACGGUGCAGCACAGAUGAGGCUGCUGCGCUGGAGCUGUUCAAAGAGUCCUUAAAGUAUAUGAGCCAGGCUCUGCUGAGGGGGAGCGAUGUCCAUGGCGGGGCGUGGGAGGAGAAACUCCGGAAGGAGAUGGAGUUGUCCUAUUAUGCAGUCCUAGAGAUCAUCGACAGCCUCAGUGAUGUCAAGGAGAGGUUGCGAGAAUUGUACCAGGUUGUUGGCACCCUGCCUGCCGGUUUGGUCCAAGCUAGGGCAAAGCACAACAUCGCUGACAUCCUCUUCAAAGAGUCCAUCCGCCUACUUGAGGGAGGUGACUACAGGGAGUGCCUGAAGUGCUUGCAUGACCUACAUCAGCCAGUGGAAGAGGCACUGAGCCUCCUGAGAGGAUGGAACCUGGACCAGGAAGCCCAGGAUCUUGAGUCAGACCUCCGGGUCUUGAAGCAGGAUGCUCUCUACCACAUUUCAACGGCCGAGUCAGUCCAGGCACGGACGUGUGGUGAGAAGAUUCUGGAAAGCCUGUACCAGGAGGAGAAUCUGAACAUGACUGCCCUCUGGGAGGCUGUGGACUGGUUUAAGGAAGCCAGCCUAAAAGCAGCUGAACUGGACCUUGAGCAGGAGGCGGCUGCUCUCAGCUUCCUCGGCCUUAUCAACGAGAAGGUGCUGUUUUCGGUGACAAAGGCCAAGGGCUACUACAAGCGGUGCCUGGAACUCGUCGAUGCCGCUCAGCCCAAGACGUUCCUGACAGAAAAGUGGUACCAGCAGUGUGUACAGGGCUAUCAGGUCAUCCAGAAUAGAGAGCGGAGCAGAGAUGAAGCAGCCCAGCAGAAGAUAAGACGAAAGUUCCUGGAUGCUUUAAAAGAUGAGCUAGCUGCCCUUGAGAAGGCCAAUACAAGUGCUAGUAGCCUCCUGGAGCACUUGUACAAGCAUCACUCCCCUCCCAAGACCCCAAAGUUCUCCCAGAAGCAUCUGGAAGAGCUGAAGAAGAACGAGGAAUGUCCAGAGAAGAUGGACUUGGAUGUCCGCAAGGCUCGCAAGAAGCUCCUGCUGAAAGCGUGCCAGGACUUCCACCCGGACAAAAUCCAGGAAAAGGCGGGGGAGUGUGAAGAGGACAAGGCCAAGAGGAAAGUGCUGAUGGAGGAAGUCACCAAGAUGAUCACCAAGUACUACGAGCAUCUCAAGCUGGGCUGAUCAGGUUCUUUUUUUUUCCCCACCAGCAUCCAUGGUAAUGGGUACAGAGGACUGUAGGUUUAGUCCAUCACAAGUCCAUGCAAGCCCAACACAAGUCAUCUUGAGGGUGUAGCAGCAAUGGAUUUUUAUUAGACAAAAUAUAUUUUUAAAGUUCUACAAUCUGUGAAAAUUAUUUGACAUUCCUAGGUUGAAUGUAUUGAAAAGUGCACUUUUAUGAACACUUGAAUCCAACUUUCCUGGACAACUGAGGGCUCUGUUCCUGUGAUGUUAUCCAGGAAAGACAUAGGUUUUACUAUUCAAAAGCUUGAGGCCAGGUUUUACCCACUGCAAACAUUUCUUGGAAGGGAUUUUUCAUUGCUUAUUGCAGUGAACUUAAUCAAUUGCUAAAGAUGAAAAAACUUGGGUUAGAAAAAUUUAAAAGCAUAAAGCUAUCAUUUUGUGCACGAAUCAUUGUAACAUCUGCAUGUAGGCUUUCAUCCCACAAUGACAUUACAAUUUUGCUCAUUUUCAUGGAAAUACUCAUAAAAACCAAAAAACAGUCAUAUUUGAAAUGGCAAGUUCAGUAAAAACUGCAGUACUUAAAAGUGAUACUAAAGUGUACCUGAUUACAUUGGAGCACAGCUUUGUACAUGUACAUCUACAUGUAUGAUGGUCAUCGAUUGAGAAGUGCAAACAUGUAUAUGUACAUGUUAUUGCUUGUCUGAUAAAUCCCAUUUCAGAAUAAAAUAUCAUUGACAUUUUCAAAGCCAAUGUUAAUACCCUGUUGGAAAGUUUUACGGAAAACACAACAAUUUUGCUUUUUGAACAAAAAAAUUACGAAAUGAACAAGUUAGAUCUUGCCAGAGACAUUUUGUAAUGUUCCAGAUACAGGAUUGGUAUUCAUGUAGAUCAGUGGAUGGUUUCAUGUGGUGUAAUGUUCAAGUAUUCAAUUCACUGCAAAGUGUAGGUUUAAUUCAGAGGAUAGAUGACAAGCUACUAACUCAAACUUGUGUAAAUUGACAUUAUGCCUUUAAUAAUUGCCGAUAAUUAAAUCAUUGUUGCUGUUUUUAAGUAUUAGACAUAUUUUUGAACGGUUGUGUCUACAUGUAUGAUUUGAGUCAGAAUUAGACAAGUGUAACCCUUGUCAUAUAUUCAUGUAUAUUUCAAACGUAAGUUUAAAUGACUUAAUUUUCUUGCUAUCCAUUCCAUUUUAUUGUAUUGAUGAAAUUGCUAACAAUGAUGUGGAUGUGCCAUUCGCAAAGUAGCUACAUGUAUGUUGCAGACACUGGAAAUCAGGGGCCAAUUUCGUAGAGCUGCUAAAGUGCAAGAAAACCUUGC
Acanthaster planci (crown-of-thorns starfish) is the source of this 3279-nucleotide messenger RNA. RefSeq lists its product as uncharacterized. Lineage: Eukaryota; Metazoa; Echinodermata; Asteroidea; Valvatida; Acanthasteridae. The record is from RefSeq and is a predicted model, not a curated record.